This is a messenger RNA of Capsicum annuum, 2688 nucleotides long. RefSeq names its product translation initiation factor eIF-2B subunit epsilon. Gene Ontology annotation, cellular component: eukaryotic translation initiation factor 2B complex. The record is from RefSeq and is a predicted model, not a curated record. Gene Ontology annotation, biological process: biosynthetic process. The transcript is spliced from 15 exons. NCBI's taxonomy places the organism in Eukaryota, Viridiplantae, Streptophyta, Magnoliopsida, Solanales, Solanaceae. Bases 116 to 2314 code for a protein of 732 amino acids. Gene Ontology annotation, molecular function: guanyl-nucleotide exchange factor activity; translation initiation factor binding; translation initiation factor activity.
ACCCGACUCAUCCUUUCAACCCGAAUCAUCAUCUCAAAAUUGUAGGCAACUGAAGAAAGGUUUAGGAACUGAAAAGGGCGAGGGUUUUGCGAAUUACUGUUGAAGGCAAAAGAGAAUGGGGGCAAAGAAGGGGGGAAGCAAAGGAGGAGGAGGAGGAGCAGAAGUUGCAGAGGAGGAAUUGGCUCGCACUCCUUUACAGGCUAUCAUUUUGGCUGAUAGUUUCACCACUAAGUUCCGACCCAUCACUCUUGAACGCCCUAAAGUACUGCUACCAUUGGUUAAUGCCCCUAUGAUAGAUUAUACCCUGGCAUGGCUUGAAUCUGCUGGUGUUGAAGAAGUUUUUGUUUUCUGCUGUGCUCAUUCUAAGCAAGUGAUUGAUUAUUUGGAUAAGUCCAAUUGGUUUGACCAACCAAACUUCUCAGUCACAACGAUUGAAUCACACAAUGCUAUUAGUGCAGGAGAUGCUUUGCGUUUAAUCUAUGAGCAACACGUGAUACGUGGUGAUUUUAUCCUCGUCAGUGGAGAUACUGUGAGCAACAUGUCACUAUCACAGGCACUUAAGGAACAUAAGGAGAGACGGAGAAAGGAUAGCAAUGCUGUAAUGACCAUGGUCAUUAAACAAUCAAAGCCUUCACCUAUAACUCGCCAAUCUCGUCUUGGAACUGAAGAGCUGUUUAUGGUAAUUGAUCCAGAGACUAAGCAGCUGCUGUAUUAUGAAGACAGGGCAGAUAAUUUAAAAGGAUAUUUGUCUCUUGACAAGGCAUUGCUUACUGAUAAUACUUCCAUUUCCUUUCAAAAUGACAAGCAGGAUUGCUACAUUGACAUUUGCUCCCCAGAAGUUUUAAGUCUUUUCACUGACAAUUUUGACUAUCAACAUUUGCGGCGUGAUUUUGUCAAGGGGUUGCUCGUCGAUGAUAUCAUGGGUUAUAAAAUCUACACUCAUGAAAUUCAUUCAAGUUAUGCGGCUAGAAUUGAUAACUACAGAAGUUAUGACACCAUUAGCAAAGACAUAAUUCAGCGGUGGACAUAUCCCUUGGUGCCUGAUGUUCAUUUUUUUGGAAAUUCUGCUACUAAAUUAGAAAGGCAGGGCAUGUAUCGAGCACCUGAAAUUAAGCAAUCGCACUCGUCGAAAAUUGGUCCAUUUACUGUAAUUGGGACUGGAACCAGUAUUGGGAACAGCACAGAGAUUUCUAAUUCAGUUAUUGGGGAAGGUUGCUCAAUUGGUUCAAACGUCACUAUAGAAGGUUGCUAUGUAUGGAAUAAUGUCACUAUUGAAGAUGGCUGCAAAUUGAAGCACUCAAUAGUUUGCGACGGUGUGACAAUGAAAUAUGGUGCAACUUUAGAGCCUGGUGUCGUCUUGUCUUUUAAGGUUGUGGUUGGCAGGAAUUUCCUCGUACCUGCUUACUCCAAGGUAUCUUUGCUUCAGCAACCUCUAAAACAAGAUAGUGACGAGGAACUGGAAUAUGCUGACAAUAGUAGUGGGAUCAUGGAAGUUCCAUCUUUCUCUGGUACAUUGGAUCAGUUGAAUGAGGAAGAGAAGACGGAGUUACCUAACUCACAAGAGUACGAGGUUGGUGAUGGUGGAGUUGGUUUCAUAUGGCUAGUCAGUGAGGGUGGGCAGGAAGAAGAAUGGAGACACUCUGUCGCACCAGUUCCUGUGGAUAAACUUGUUGAGAUUAUGCAAAUCACUAAUGAAGUGGACAUAGCAAAUGAAGAUGGUGCUUUGCUUCCACCUUCUGGAGAAUUGGGACCUGACUCUAUAACUAAUGAUUCUAAUGAAGACGCUGAAGAUAUUAGAGAUGAUUCUAUAAUUUUUGAGAGAGAAGUUGAAGCAACUUUUCAAAGGGCAGUAGAGGAAGAUGUAACAGAAGACCAUAUAAUCUUAGAAGUUAAUUCAUUGCGGUUGUCAUACAAUAUGACAUCUGCAGACUGUGCUGGCGCUUUAUUUUAUUCAGUGAUGAAAUUGGCAUUGGAUGCUCCACAUGACUCACCUAAUGAAUUGUACAAGAAUGUUGUUGCUGCAGUUAGAAAAUGGAAAAAGCUUCUCAAAUAUUACUUGUCAAGCAUUGAUGAAGAGAUUGAAGUAAUAUUGAAGUUUGAAGAGAUGUGCUUGGAAUCUACCAGGGAGUAUUCUUCAUUAUUUGUACAGAUUUUGCAUCAUCUGUAUGAUCAGGAAAUUAUACAAGAAGAGGCAAUACUUGACUGGGCUUCUGAAAAGGAAGGAGCAGAAGAGUCGGAUAAGGUUUUUGUCAAGCAAUCAGAAAAAUUUAUCCAGUGGCUCAAAGAAGCAUCUGAAGAAGAGGACGAGGACUGACACAGUAAUAGAGACCAUACAAUUUGGAGCUGCUUCAACUACCUUACAUCUACCUCAUAGUUUACCCUUAGAUGAACAUGUUACUCAACGCUCAGAAACCUGCCACAGCUGAGAAUCAAACCUUAAUCAGUUUGGCCAAUGCAUAACCUAAAUGUGUCAUUUAUACCUCUGCCAUCGAUUGUAUAAUCAUCAAUUAAUUCAUCUAUAGUGAAACUGAGGUCCCAUUUAGUUUGUAUGCUCUUCUGUAGCAAUUGGUGAGGCCAGUUUUGUUUCGAUAGAAUUUUGUCUAGAGGAAAUUUCGAAAUGUCAACUGUAUGCGGAAAUGUGAAAUAGUGAAGUGUUAGUUGCAAUGAAACUUAAGAUAUUGGAGACCA